AUGGAUUCUCAUUACAGGCGUUCGUCUGUGUCUUCUCAUCAUUUCUUUCCUCACGAUCGUCAUUACGAUGAACCGGAAGCGCCUCCACCAGGGCCUUCCCGACUGAAGCCAGGAGCACAACUAACAAUGAUGCGCUUCUUGCAGGACCUCCCAGAUGCCGAGGCUCCCCCUACAGAUGUCACCCCACGCUACCACACUGGUCGCCUUCCUAACAGUAAGGCGGGAGAUGGUAAACCCAGAUUGCUGCUCAUGGGUCAGCGAAGGAGCGGCAAGUCGUCCAUUUCCAGUGUAGUGUUUCACAAACUCCCGCCAAGCGAAACUCUGUAUCUAGAAACGACUACGAGGAUCAAGAAGGAGUCUAUGCACUCUUUCAUGGACUUUCAAGUUUGGGAUUUCCCGGGCCACCUCGACUAUUUCGAUCCGGCCUUUGACGUCGACAACAUCUUCGAGGAGAUCGGAGCAUUGAUCUGGGUCAUCGAUGCUCAAGAUGAAUAUCUCGAAGCUAUAAUGCGCCUCAACACCACCAUCUUGAACCUACAGCACUCGUACCCCAACAUCAACGUCGAAGUGUUCGUCCACAAGGUAGACGGCCUCUCCGAGGACUACAAAGGCGACACAUUCCGGGACAUCAUCCAGCGAGUCCAAGACGAGCUCUCCGACCACGGCUACGAGAACGCGCCCGUCUCCUUCUACCAAACCAGCAUCUACGACCACUCUAUCUUCGAGGCAUUCUCCAAGGUCAUCCAGAAACUGAUCCCACAGCUCCCAACCCUCGAAGCCCUUCUCAACAGCCUCUGCUCGACUUGCAAGAUCGAGAAGGCGUACCUGUUCGAUAUCAUGAGUAAGAUCUACAUCGCAACAGACACCAGCCCGACGGACAUUGGCAGUUACGAGAUCUGCUCCGACUACAUUGACGUCGUCAUCGACGUCAGCGAGAUCUACGGAUGGGACCGUCCUGCCGAGAACGGCAACGCCGAAGUCGUGGAGAACGGGAACAACGAUGCAGAGAGCCUCAUCACGAUGGAGAAGAAGGGCAACAACUACCUUUACUUACGGGAGAUCAACAAAUACCUUGCCUUGAUAUGUCUCAUGGGCGAUGACAGCCCAGCCGAGAAGAAGGCAGUUGUCGACUACAACGUCGGCGUGUUCCAGGAUGCCUUGAAACAGGUCUUCCCAAGAGCCGAGCGGGAUCUCCCCGUUAUCCAAACGAGCUGA
Aaosphaeria arxii CBS 175.79 is the source of this 1215-nucleotide messenger RNA. RefSeq lists its product as uncharacterized. Gene Ontology annotation, biological process: cellular response to starvation; regulation of autophagy; cellular response to amino acid stimulus. Gene Ontology annotation, molecular function: GTP binding; GTPase activity. The transcript has 4 exons. Gene Ontology annotation, cellular component: fungal-type vacuole membrane; nucleus; Gtr1-Gtr2 GTPase complex. NCBI's taxonomy places the organism in Eukaryota, Fungi, Ascomycota, Dothideomycetes, Pleosporales. The record is from RefSeq and is a predicted model, not a curated record. Bases 1 to 1215 code for a protein of 404 amino acids.